AUGGCAGAGAUUGUCAGCUCUGCACUUGUCCAUGAGACAGUGAACCAGCUCCUAUCCAAUCUCGUUCAGAAAUAUGAGGAGAAAGUGGAAUCAAGUGCCAACAGAAACUUGGAGAGGCUAGAGAUGGCACACAUCAGGCUCGAGGCUGCUCUUGAGAUGUCAGAGAAGUGGCAGAUCACUGAUGCAUCCUUGUUGCGUUGGUGCGGGAAGCUGAAGCGUGCUGCUCAGGAGUGUGAUGACACGCUGCAUAGAUGCAAGCAGAGGAUCCUAGAAGACGAACAGACAGAGGAGGAGGUGAGAAAGUCCUCGUUUCCUGUACGUAUAGCACAUACUACCAAGUCAUUUGUUUCCUCCAUCUUUAGUCCCAACAAAGACGAGUCAAACAGCUCCACUGUUCGAAGGUUUGAGUGGUUCACAGAUGGUGCUAGCGAGUUUCUCAGAUUACUAGAGCUUGGUGGCAGGCCACGCCACCACAUGCCCUUUGACCCUCUUGUUAGGCAUCUUCUGAAUGGCAAGAAACUACAGCACAGAAUCAUUCAGGCAAACAGGCGUCCUUUGUUUUUACAGUUGGCGCCCUAUAUUACUUCAGACUACGGAAUAGAGGCUAGAUUCAUCUUUAUUCAGACAGAUGGUAAUGCAUCGGAGGAUGACUUCUUCUUUUCUUUGAUGCUACAACUUUCAGAGAGUACCGACAUAGUAGGGAUGGCAAUUCAGUGCCUACAGCUAUAUGCCCCUCUUUUCAAUUUCAAGUCUGCAGUUGAAACAGUUAGGAAUAAACUUCUGCAACUACCUACAGAAGAUUUCUCAUGGGUGCCAGAUAUUGAUACACAUCACAAAGAACAUUGGGAUAUUCUUCACAGGUUUGGCACAGAUUGGUUUCGCCCAAACCCAUUAUGUUGCAAGCAGCAUGAUCAGCACAAGCUUAGAAAGUUAAACAGGUCAAGAUUACGAGAUGUUUUUCUGGAACCAGUAAUUGAAGUACAUCUGGAGUGCCAUGUCUCAGUCUUGGACUGCAACCAACAUAGGUCCUUACUGUCUGAAACCAAAUAUUCUCUAGAAGAUUCUCCAUAUCUGAAAGUUGGACUCCUAGUUACCCCCCAUGGAUGUUUAGAAGACAUCCUACUUGUCGAUAGAACUCCUGCAGUACCGGUGAUCUACUGUGAGGAGCAGCAUUUCUUGCAUACAGACUUCACAUUGGGACAACUGGAAGAGACCAUGCUGCCAAAGGCAAUAGAUUACUUCUGCAAGAAUGAUGAAGCGGCAGUCUACCAAAUGCUUGGGAAAUUAGAACAUGGCGCUGCAUAUAUUCAGGUUGAGAAGGCAAGCAUGGGCACACAAAGAACAAGCAUGAGGACUUCUCAGGGGCCUAGGAAAGGGAAGAUGUUGCAAUGGCAUGAUCCGGAGAUAGGGAGAAAAACAAGUACCAUCUUUCAAUUCCUCAACCUGUGGGUUGCACAUGCGCCUGUCCAGCUGCAGGGCACAAUUGUCAACUGGAUUCAGAAAGAAAAGGAAAAACAAUUAGCAGCUCUGCAGCUACAUCAGAAAUUCCAAAUCAUUCUCCUCAUGUACAAAUGCUUUUUUUCUGAACAGGGAAGGAAUGCUACAAAUACUUAUUGGAUCCUAAUGACCGAGAUGAUCAGUUCUGUGGUUAUCCAAGAGACAGUUAGCCAAAUUCUAUCCGGUCUGGUUCACAGGUAUGAGGGCAAAGAAGACUCAAAUCCAAAUGAUAACUUGGAGAGGCUUGAGAUGGCGCAUAUCAAGCUGGAGGCAGCUCUUGAGACAUCCAGUAAGUGGCAGAUCACUGAUUCGUCGUUGUUGCGUUGGCGCAAGAAGCUGAAGCGGGCUGCUCAAGAGUGCGAUGACACACUGUACGGAUACAAGAAGAUAAUCCUUGAAGAAGAACAGAUGGAACAGGAGGUGAGGAAUUCUUCCUUUCCUAGACGAAUAGCACAUGCUACCAAAUCUUUUAUUUUCUCUGCCUUUGGCCGCAACAACUAUGAGUCCAGCAGAUCUGUUGUUAGAAGAUUCGAGUGGUUUGCAAAUAGUGCUAGUGAGUUUCUGAGAUUCAUAGAGGUUGGUGGCACACCAUCCCGUCAGAUGUCAUUCAACUCUUUUGUCAAGCACCUUUUUGCAGGCAGGGAACUACAACACAAAAUUGUCCGUGGAAAUGAGUACCCUUUGUUUCUACUAUGGUUGGUGCCCUUUGCUACGAAAGAACAUGGAAUAGAAGUUUGCCUGGUAUUUAUCAAGAAAGACAGAAAUACACUUGAAGAUAACUUCUUUCUUGGUGCAAUGCUGCAGAUAUCAGAAAGUACAGACAUUGUUGGGACUGUAGUGAACUGCCUGCAGCUCUUCCCUCCUUGUUUCCAGCCUACAGUUGAAACCAUCAAGAAAGAGCUCACUCAGCUACCUACGCAGGACUUCUCAUGGGUGCCAUAUGUUGAUCUAUGGCACAGAAAACACUGGGACAAUCUUCAUAGUUUUAGCACUCAAUGGUUUCGUCCAGACCCAUUAUGUUGCAAGCAGCAUGAUCAGCAUAAGGUUGGCCAUAUUAGUAACCUAGGCAUGGAUGCUUCUCUGGAUUCAAUUAUUGAAGUAAAUUUGCAGUGUCAGAUCUCACUAUCCGAGUAUAAUCAACAACGGACCUCACUGUCUGAAUACAAAUAUUCUCUGCGCGAUUAUCAAAAGCUGAAAGCUGGAUUCCUCUUUACUCCCCAUGGUUCUUCACAAAACAUGCUACCUGCGGAUAGAAGUUCUACAAUGGUGCCGAUCUUCAGGAGGGGAAAACAUUGCGAGCAUACUGACAUUACCUUGGAACAACUGAAAGAAAUCAUGCUGCCAAAGUCUAUAGAUUACUUCCAACAAAACACUGAAGCGACGGUCUACCAAAUACUUUGGAAGGCUAUACAUGGCACUGCAUACGUUCAUUUUGGAAAGCCAAGCAUGGAGGCUCCAGGUGCACGGAGAACUUUUAAGGGAGCUAGGAAAAGAAAACUGGUGCAACAAAAGGAUCAGGAGCUGCAGUAUCGGACGCGUAUGAUCUCUCACUUGAUCGACUUAUGGGGUGCACAUGCGCCCGUUCGGCUACAAGGCUUGAUCUUGGACUGGAUUCAGAAAGAAAAGGAAAGUCAGUUAGCAGCACCAGUGCACCACUGCUGCACCUGA
This is a messenger RNA of Miscanthus lutarioriparius, 3165 nucleotides long. NCBI's taxonomy places the organism in Eukaryota, Viridiplantae, Streptophyta, Magnoliopsida, Poales, Poaceae. The record is from the annotation of a GenBank genome assembly.